CCUCCGCAGGCGGCUGCAGGCGGCGCCCCCUGGCGGCCCGGCGGGCGGUGCUGCCGCGGGGCGCGCGGGGCCGGUGGCGGCGGCGGCCAUGUCCCGCCGGGGCCCCGCUCAGGACUCGGGCACCCCUAGGCGCAAGGCGGUGCAGGCCAUGCGGCCACGGGCCGCUGCGGGGCAGGCGGAGGCCCAGCAGCUGCAGGAGCUACGGAGUCGGACGGAGAAGGCCGAGCGGAGGCUGCUGGCCUGCGAGAACCUGGUCGGGGAGCUGGGCAGCAACCUGGCCGCCCUGGGCAGCCUCCUGCAGGACUACGGGCACCUCCAGCAGCGGCUGGACAACGUGGAGAAUCUCCUGAAGAACAGGAACUUCUGGAUCCUGCGGCUGCCCCCUGGCUCUCGGGGAGAGGUCCCCAAGGUACCGGUCACAUUCGAUGACAUUUCAGUGUACUUCAAUGAGCAGGAGUGGGAGAGACUGGACCGUUGGCAGAAGGAUCUGUACAGGGCUGUGAUGAGGGGGAACUACGAGACGCUGAUCUCCCUGGACUAUGCUGUGUCCAAGCCUGACAUCCUCUCCCGGAUCGAGAGGGAUGAAGAGUUCUGUGUAAAAGACAGUCAGAAGUCCCCGCUGACAGGCAUCCGAGACGGUCAGGAGUCCCCACUGACACCAGAAGAGAUGGACCAGGUGGAAGAGGCUUUGGGAGAAGAUGAAGUCCCUGUGGAAGCUGACACUGAUAAGUUAGGCUGUGCUGUGCCCAAGCCUGAUGUCCUGUCCCAGAUCGAGAGGGAUGAAGAGCUUUGCGUCAAAGACAGUCAGGAGCCCCCACUGACGCGUAUCAGAGACAGUCAAGAGCCCUCGCAGACAAGUGUCCGAGACAGUCAGGAGUCCCCGCUGACACACAUGGGAGACAGUCAGGAGUCCCCACAGACGCCAAAAGAGAUGAACCAGAAGGAAGAGGCUUUGGGAGAAGACAAAGUCCCCAUGGAAGCUGACGCAGACCCCCCCAUCCUGGUGAUGAAUGUCAUGUCCCUGAGUGCGCAAAAAGAGGAGCUGCGCAGGGAAGAUCAGCCUGAGACAGAGAUGGAAGAGGACCCGGCUGAGUCCAACAGUGAGGAAGGCUUUUUAAUGGAAAAUGAAAUGGCGUGUGGAGGGGCUUCUGAAAACAUCAAGGUGAAGGAAGAGGAGCCUGAGGUGCUGCAAGAGGUUUCUGCACCUUCUCCUGACCCAGAGAUCCAGAAGUGCCCCAAAAGUGAGCAGGCCAAGGCCAAGAGCAAGAAGAAGCCGAGCAGGUGUGAAAGCAGCAGCCUGCUGAUGGGCAACUGUCGGCGCGGCUACGUGCGCGAGUGGUCGCACCCCUGCACCGAGUGUGGGAAGCGUUUCCGUCUGAAAAUCAACCUCAUCAUCCACCAGCGGAGCCAUGCCAAAGAGGGACCCUAUGAAUGCACGAUAUGUGAGAUCAGCUUUGCGGACAAACGCCACCUGGACCUUCACCAGAGCAUCCACAUAAAAGAUAGGGCCUUUGGGGCCAAGGUCUGGGGGAACGUCCACCCAGAGCUGAGGAUCCGGCCGAGGAGGAAGUUCUGCGGGGCUUUCUGCGGAGGUGCCCACAGCCUGGGCAAUGGGACAUGUGCUGGGGGGCCCUGGCUCAGCCAGGCCAAGGAGGAGCAGGACAGAGGGAGCCUGUCCAGCAUGUGUUUCUCCCGACAGCAGAGUCCUAAGUCUCGUAGGAAGCCUCUGCUGAAAUGCAGUCAUUGCAAAAAGAGUCUCUCUUGCACCUUCUCCCUUCAGCGGCACUUGCAAACCCACUUGCGGGACAGGCCAUAUUGCUGCUCCGCCUGCAAGAAAUGUUUCACACGCAGAACUCACCUCUCACGCCACGAGAAAAUACACGACCGCCAGAAAGCCCUGGCUGCACUCCAACAGCCUGCGACGGCCCAGCCCGCAACCGCCGUGCCAGCACCCCGGCAGCCCCAGCCACAAGGAGCCCCGGAGGCACCCGCGGGCAGGAGCAUUCCUCGCUCAGCAGCUCAGGCAUCCGAGAAAAACAUUAGCCCUGUGGCCACCACAGCCAAAGCAGUUCCAGCAAACGUGCUUCUGCUUGGUCCUGAAGAACUCAGACCACCAGACAAGAACUGCCACAUCCAUGGCUGGGGUGGGAGAGCCGUCCAGCCUGUGGUUAGACUGGGAAAUAGGGCAGUGGUAUCAGGGAUGAUGGAGAAAUGACAGCAGGAGAGAUCCAAACUGCUUGUGUCCCUGGAGAGAAACUGUGAGCAUUGAUUUUGCACAUGGUGGGGCACUGGGGUUGUGAACCAUCUGCUGCUGGAUUUUAGGAGCUUUCCUGGAUCGCAGAAAGAAUCAAAAGCUUGGAUACCAUGAUAGAGAGCAAAUUAUAGAAGCCUCCAGUGAUCCAAAAUGCUUUACCAUUCCUCAGACUCUUGUAUCUCCUGGCUGAUGCACAAAAUUUUCCCAAGCUGACCUUCCUGGGAGAUUACCAGAUAUGUCUCCUGCAGCCCAGUGAGAGGAAUUGCAAACAGCAGCUGAGCUCACUCAUUACUUGAUGCUGGAGCUGACCCCUUGCAUUUGGAAAUACAAUUACAUGGUGAAGAGGAUCGAGCUGGGGAGCCCGGUGGGAUUCCUGAGUAGCUCUUCACUUCACUGACAAAGUUCCUUGACCAAGACGCCGGAUGAAGAGAGCGUGGCAUCUCCGAGACCACAUCGCGUCCUGGCCAUGCUUGUUUAAUAACCCUCCCUGGUGAGGAAAUGUGCUGAUCCCUCGAUCAGGUUGCGAACACGUGAGUGUUGCAUUGGAAGAUAAGUAGAACAAAUCAAACCACAAUAUUUUCUGCUUGUGAGGGUGCUGCAGGUGUUUCUGAAGUCCAAGCAGCACUCCUUCCUCUGACAAGGCCAGCCUGUGAGAGCCAGAAACACCCAUGAGAGUUCAUUCCGUCAGGACCAGCCUGCACAGAUGGAGAGUCACUUUAGAAACACUUCACGGGUAAGAUUACACCUGCACUGCAGCAGCAGCCCACAUGAGGAUCCCUCCUUGGGGCUGCUGCACACCGACGCUGGCUUUUGCAUGGGAGCAGCCCCUCUGCUCGGCCCCGCUGCAGAAGGAAGCCCCCACUCUCCAAACUGCAGGUGGUCUCCUUUAGUCAUGUGCAAAAAUCCCACCGUAACUAAUCGUAUGGAAGACCAGUUCUGCUAGCUACCUCAAAUGUCGUGGAGAGAGACCUGCCCAGAGGCAGAUGGGUAACUGGAGCCCAAUAAGCGAUGAAAGCCAGGCCAGGUGUGGCUCCGGUGUUCCCAGGAAUCACUUGAACCACACGUGUCUGCAGCCAGAGGCCUGUGUGCGUCAUGUGCGCUGCUCUCAGAAGCACGAAUUGUGUGCAGAUAGAGGAAAUUGGUCCUGGUGGCAUCGCUGUGCAGACCAAAUGGAGAAGCUGUUAAGACUCUUGAGUUUAGUUUUCUGGGUGUUUUUUUUCACUGACUUGCUUGCUGUAAUUAUUUGACAUCACUAAGUCUCUGUCCCUCUAUGUGCAAGGGAUGUGGGGAACCAGUUUGCUUAUCAGAUU
Messenger RNA from Grus americana (Whooping crane), 3564 nucleotides. RefSeq names its product zinc finger protein 282-like. The record is from RefSeq and is a predicted model, not a curated record. The transcript is spliced from 7 exons. The coding region runs from base 89 to 2215 and encodes 708 amino acids. Gene Ontology annotation, biological process: regulation of DNA-templated transcription. Lineage: Eukaryota; Metazoa; Chordata; Aves; Gruiformes; Gruidae.